Messenger RNA from Aphidius gifuensis, 491 nucleotides. RefSeq names its product chymotrypsin-elastase inhibitor ixodidin-like. The transcript is spliced from 3 exons. The coding region runs from base 80 to 343 and encodes 87 amino acids. NCBI's taxonomy places the organism in Eukaryota, Metazoa, Arthropoda, Insecta, Hymenoptera, Braconidae. The record is from RefSeq and is a predicted model, not a curated record.
GUAAGAUUCGCAUCGUGAGUUUUAUUUAAAAAUUAUAAACUCAAUUGUAUAUUCAACACUCAAUCAAAUAAAAACGACAAUGUCUCGUUUAUUUUUUUACUUUGUUAUUAUAUCAGCAGUUUUUGCAGCAGGUAUAAAUGCUCAAGGUGAUAUUCUAUGUGAGGAUGAGAAUGAAGUUCCAACAGAAUGUGGAAAAGCUUGUGAAUUAAUUUGCCCCGGAAAACCAAGACCAUGUCCUAAGAUUUGUGUUUCUGGAUGUGUUUGUAUAGAAGGCUAUGCAAGAACAGAUAAAAAUGGUUAUUGUGUACCCAUUUCUCGUUGCGGAAAAUCCGAAGCAUUUUAAUUAUCAAGUUUAACUAAGCUAAAUACACUUCAGUAAUCAAGAAAAAUAUUCUAUUUAUUGCAAAUAAAUAAAAAAAAACAAUAUUAAAAAUAAAUAUUUCCGUACAAAUUUUGUUCAACUAUUACAGUCAAUAAACAUGCAAUAAAAU